GUAUUAUGUCUUGGUUUGAAUAAUUUUGCACCUUCGUUUUUAUAUUUUCUGUGGUUCUUUUCCAUUUUAAUUUCUGCUUUUCUUCUUUGCCAGCCUCAACGUGUGCCACUUUUAAUUUAGCUAGCCCGACCUUCCUUUGUAGACCUUCAAACAUCUUCCAAAUUGAUACAUGAUGACCACCAACUUGCUUUUGAAGGCCAUUAUGCCAUCCUUCCAAACCAUUAUUGGUACGACCUAGUCCAUGUAUGGCAGCUUCAUAGAGAUUCCACAAUUUUAGUUGAAAUAUGAUUUCAACUUGAUCACUAACACAUUGUAACUUUAAAAACACAUUCCAAUCGGUUAUUACAGUUCGACUGUUAGACGAUAGUAUCGUUAUGACAUUAUCGGACAAAUAAUAACAUUUUAAUCGAAAAUACAAUUAAUGAUUAAACCCGUGACCACACAAUCCUCACCAAUAAAUUAUUUAUUUAUUUUUUUAAUAAAAUACAAAAUGUACAAAAUUGUGUAGCAAAAUAUGUACAAUAAGCAAAUAGGAAAAGUGAUGGAGAAUAGUUGUUGGUUAGGAACUUAUUGACGUAUUAAAUUACAAACAAACUCUAUGUUACGUAUAUUUAAAUAUAUGUGUUUAAUGUAAUUUCGCCGAUAUAUUCGUUCGCCGAUACAUCCAUUCGCCAAUAUACCCGUUCGCCGAUGCAUCCAUUCACCAAUAUACCCAAUCGCCGAAAAAGUUUCGCCGUAAUCUCUUUCGCUGAGAUGUCCUAAAACCCCAAGCGUUUCGUUAAUGAAGUGACAGAGAUCGCGAGAAGAGUUCAAGAUUUACUUAAAACAAAUAAAUCCUACAUAAUGACAGAAGAAGAGCAAAUAGUACAUGUUCGAAAAGUACAUGCAAUCUAUGUGAAUGUAAUUUUUAUAUCAAAAACCAAAAGGUGGCAGACCAUCUAUCGUGAAAAUUUAGGCAAACUUUAUGCAAUACUUGCAACCUGAAACUCCAAAAACCUAACUUUUUACCGUGCUUUCUACAUAAUUUGUCUAAUUACGAUGCACAUUUCAUAGUAACCGAUCUCGGAAAAGACACUAAAUCAAUCUCAAUGAUUUCGAACAGCGAAGAAAAAUUCAUUUCAUUUUCAAAACACGUUACCAAUAACUUUUCAAUUCGAUUCAUAGACUCUUGUCAAUUCAUGGCAUAAAUAGAUAAUGAUUCAGUUAGGUUAAUGUGUAUUGCGGGUUGCAUAUAUUAAGUAAUUUAUACAAGUUUUGGAGGUGCAUGUACUACGAAUUGCCCAUACAGAGGUGCCUAUGCUUUUACAUGUACAAUUUAAGGGGAGGUGCUGCUGAACCUACAUAUUUAUACUACUUAUAUAGUUAUAUAUUAUAAUUUAUAUGUAUACUGUCUAUACACUAACGCUAACGAGAAAACGCUUCUGGGCGGCGGCCAAAAUUCGUCCGAUCUCGCGCAUUCCCACCACUAAACCUACCCGAACGCUGGCCGCCGUCGACUCUGGCUGCCGCCUCUGUCUCCGCCGCCGCCACCGUCGCUGGCACUUCCACCGAUGGCCACCGGUUAUGCGUAGCGAGUGGGGGAAUUUACGGCGAUGGCUAGAUGGUAUAGUGGGAGAAAUAUGGGUAUGAAAUCGCGGAGCUCCGUCGUUUGGAUGCGCAAACGAGAAGCGUUUUCUUGAUGGCGUUAAUAUUAUAGUCCAUUAUCUACAAAUGUUAAUAUUGGAUCACCAGUUGCUCCAUGUGCUCCAUUCAGGACUACUAAUCCGGUUCUGGCUAUGAAGAAUCAAGUUCAACAACAACAACAACAACAGCAACAGCAACAACACCAACAAAAACAAGCUGGUCAGGCAGUCCAACAUGCUGUAGCUCAACAACAGCAGCAGCAAGCCCAACAGCAAGCACAACAGCAACAAGCUGCUCUACGAAUUAUGAACCAACAGCAGCAACAAAAUGGACCUGACAGACAAACUAUUUGGUCGGGAACAUUAGAAUGGAUAGAAAAUGUCAAGUCUUUAAAUAAAAUACCAAAGAUAACGAGAAAUGUCCCUUGUAUUGUUUCAGCCAAUAUCAAAAAUGGAGAACUGGAACUGAAAGCAGAAACAUGGCCUAAUAAACUAAUUAUGCAAUUUAUUCACAAGAAUUCAAUAGGAAUUAUUGGAGUUGCUCAUCUUAAAGACUCAAAAUCUUUGUUUUUUCAACCUACACCGUGUGAAGCAUUGGAGUCUUUGACCAAGUACAUGACUAGUGGAUAUGUUGGCUGUGUACAUUUUAAUAGUGCUCUAACUUCUCAUAAUUGUGAUGUCAAAGUAUUGAUUUUGCUUUAUACACACGAUAGAAAAGCAUUUGUUGGUUUUAUUCCGAAUGAUCAAGCAGCAUUUUUAGAUAGAUUAUGCGAGAUUAAACAACAUAAGAAAGCUUCGUCAGCCAUAUUACGUCAAGGUCAGUCUUCUCAGGUUACGACGACCAUAUCGGCAACGAUGACGACGAACACUUCAGCAACGACUACGAUGGACAAUUCGGCAAUGAUGACUACGACGAACACAAUAACUACCGCGACCAAUAAUUAUACAGAUGACCCGCCGAAGCUGUCAACGUGCAACAUAGACAAAUCGUUAACUAAUCUGACAUCUUCUAAAGACAUUCCGGAUGCGGCGAUUCGUACUAACGCUGUCGAAGACCAGUAUCCUCAGCCACGAGCGACGACGACGACUAAACCUUUCUUUAACACGUAUAUUCCGGGGAAUAAGAACACAUCGGAAAUCGGCGGUCAGUUGUCGUCUUCUGCAUCAGAAAAUAUCCAAAAUAAGCAAUAUACCUCUGAACCAAAACCGGUACUACCACCGAAUCAGGAUAAGAUGCCCCCUCAACAGUUGAACGAUCAAUGUCGAAAGAGACCAUCGAUCGCCGUGACAAUUAAGUUAUCGGACGAUUCGCACAACGUUGCCACCACGAAGAUCGGAAUUCCAGAACGGAAUUCUAGCAUAACUUUCUCUGAUAGCAGUUCGUCACUAUGGAAACGCCAAAGAAUUUCAUCGAACUCAUCAUCGUCCAAACAGGAAUAUGACGUGACGUCGUCCAUAUCGGCAACGAUGACGACGAACACUUCAGCAACGACCACGAAGACGAACACAAUAACUACCGCGACCGAUAAUUAUACAGAUGAACCGCCGAAGCCGUCAACGAGCAACUUAGACAAAUCGUUAAUUAAUCUGGACCUCAAACGUCGAAAGCGAUCGUCAAACACCGUACCAAGCGAGAUAUCGGACCAUUCGCACGACGUUACCACCACAUCGUCGACCCUAGACCGGAAUUCUAGCACAACUACCUCAUCAAGUUAUAGUGAAAGGGACGACGUAGAUGAUGAUGAUUACGAUCUUAACGUACCGCUGUCAAAGACCACCUUGAUGUUAAUGUCCGAAACGGAAAUACCAGGUGACUGCAGGAAAAUGAAUUAUUUCAGUUUUGCAACUCAAGGUAUAAAACUCGAAUCCGAAAGUAGUUCCAUAUUAUUUUGGUAUGAAAAUACCAAGGCUCAAUUUGCAGCUAUGGAUUUGAACAAUCCACUAAAUCAAAGAUUUAAACCACAACAAUAUAAACAUUUUGUCAGUAUUCCGAACCAUUCAAAAUUUUGUGAGGAUCAGUUAUUGAAAAACGAAAAUUCAUAUGUUUCAAAUGAUAAAGUACCGGAGAUCAAAGCACCCAUCGGAAUGCUAAAUUUGUAUCAGAUUAUUCAAAAAUUCGAACACGAACAUAAUUGUGAAUUUAUAUUUUUACCAUCCUCCAUUGGUAAAGAUUUAAUAUAUUACACCGAAAACGCGGACCUGGGUUUAGAUCCAUCGCACACAGUCAGUAAUAAUGUCAUGGAUGUUUUGCGUUAUCCCUUGCGAUAUGGUCUUAUACCGGCGAUAUAUGGGAUAGAUCUUGAAAUGUUUCUAGCAUCUGUUUUCUUAAAAUAUAAAUUUGAUUCCGAAUCUACACGUCGCCUUAAGACUAAAACUCUUGAAGGUAAGGUCACAUUUAAAUUCAUAGAAGGUGAAAUCGAAGCAUUAGUCUUCGACUAUUGGAGCCGAUCUACCGUCGAUCUUAUAAAUUACGACGAAAGCGUCUCUAGACCGGAUUUAAAAGACCUACUUCAGUAUUUGUUCAGGAAAUUGUACGGUACGACCACGGUUGUCCAGAAAAAUGAAGUCGCUUUUUUUUUGUGGAAUUUAAGAAAAUUCGCAAAGUUUGAUCUGAGUAAAGACAUCAUAUCGACAAACUGUCUAUAUUUUCUUAAAACACAUAUAUCGACUGUCUGGCCAGAGAUCUCGCACAACGACAUGAUUCUGUGGAGCAUUUUUUUUAACGAAAUGAAUGUGCACCAUCUCUUGAGGGAACAUACCAUUUCAACGAUGUUCAAAACAUUAGAUCAUCGUUUCGAAUUUAUUAUGAGUAAGGCUGCGCAAGUGCGUGCACUUCGCAGAAAACCAUUUCCCGACGUUAAUCUGUGGAGGUGCUUGUACACCGCUUUCGUUUCCAAGAAAUAUCACUACUUUGCUAAAAAAUAUGUAAUCUGUGUUUUAUCAUCAUUCUUCAAAUCGCACAUCGACGUCGACAGUCAGCUGUGCAUCGCGAUUGAUAAUUUUUAUUAUUAUCACAUUUUUUUGUUAUCGCGAUACUCAAUCUUGCACAACAUCGACAUCGAAACCAGAAUAUUGACGUCUACGGCGGUCCAAGGAUUCCUUGAUAAACAACGUGACCCUUCCUUGCAAAAAUAUUGUCAGUCGUACGGGAUAUCACACCCGUCAAAGCGUAUGCGAUCUAAGAUGGUUUCGUGUUUUCGCCGGUUGUACAUUCGAGACAGUGAUAAGUUCGAGGCCGAGUUUAAGAUCACUAAGUUUGAUGAGUCCUUGUACCAGUCGCUGAAUGAGUUGAUCUGCGACCGGAUGAUCUGCACGCUGUCAACGGUGAUUGAUCGCGAAGGUCGAUUUUCACCAAAGGGCUACGCAAAGCUGCAUCCGCGCCAGGUAGUUGACAGUGAAGGUUCACCUCCUCCAAAUCGCUUGUGUUGUUACGCAUUUGCUAGAUCGUUGUAUGCGCUCAUGUACGGUCUGAAUAAGAGAGAAAGUGUAUCAAUGAAAUGCGUUGAACUCAAUUGUAAUUUCAAACAUGAUGACAAAGACUACUACAAAUCGUUGAAUCAGACAACGUCAUUGAAAACAAAUUAUCUAAAAAAAAAAAAAAAUACGUAAAAUAUAUCA
Messenger RNA from Acyrthosiphon pisum (pea aphid), 5240 nucleotides. RefSeq lists its product as uncharacterized. Gene Ontology annotation, biological process: positive regulation of transcription by RNA polymerase II. Bases 1776 to 5231 code for a protein of 1151 amino acids. The transcript has 16 exons. Gene Ontology annotation, cellular component: mediator complex; transcription regulator complex. The record is from RefSeq and is a predicted model, not a curated record. Lineage: Eukaryota; Metazoa; Arthropoda; Insecta; Hemiptera; Aphididae. Gene Ontology annotation, molecular function: protein binding.